AUGGCCUCCCCAGCUGGUAUAUACGAAUACGAGAACAACUCUCGCGAUGAUCAGGCUGUGUUUGCUGCCCUUGCAUCCGACUACGAUGAUAGCACACCUACGACCACCACUUCAAUCUCAAGUCCUAACCCUGACUACCCGAAUGAGUCCAUGAUAUUGAGUACUAGGUUCACGCGUGAAUACUACGCCGACAAUCAGGAUUCGACAACCGAGAACGUUUCCACCAACUCCUACCGUGUCACUGGUCCUAUCGACGCGGGCGCUAGUGGUGAAUAUCCCGCAUCACUGGGUACUUUCGAUCUCCCUGCACAGUACACGGACUGCAAGUACUCCGGAAAUACCGACUCCGUAGGGUCGGUUACAUGCGGCUCAAAAAGCCUUCUCGUGGAGCGAGUUCCAUGA
This is a messenger RNA of Penicillium expansum, 402 nucleotides long. RefSeq lists its product as uncharacterized. The record is from RefSeq and is a predicted model, not a curated record. The transcript has 3 exons. NCBI's taxonomy places the organism in Eukaryota, Fungi, Ascomycota, Eurotiomycetes, Eurotiales, Aspergillaceae. The coding region runs from base 1 to 402 and encodes 133 amino acids.